This is a messenger RNA of Owenia fusiformis, 1347 nucleotides long. The record is from the annotation of a GenBank genome assembly. Lineage: Eukaryota; Metazoa; Annelida; Polychaeta; Sabellida; Oweniidae.
UUUGUCUGCACAAAACGGAAGUGCAAGAAGCACAUUUUAUUUGUAUUCAACAGAAAAUGCCUCCGACAACCUUCAAAGUGGAACCUGGACUGGUUGAUUCAUCUAAUCCAGGUCCUUUCAUCACCAAACCAACACAGCCGACCGAAAAGAAGCCUGGACAACUGACAAAAGAACAAGUUGACCACUAUUUUGAGCAGGGUCACUUAUUAAUUGAUGACUUCUUCAACAUUGAGGAUGACUUAGAACCUGCAAGAGAUGCGAUCAGAGACAGAGUCGAGGCUCUCGCUCAGAAACUCUAUAAGGCUGGCAAGAUAAAAAAGUUAUAUUCAGACUAUGGUCUGUUCCAACGUCUAACGAUGAUUGAAAAGGAAUUCCCAGGUGCCAACGUACUACUUCAUAAACAGCAAGAUGUACCUCAGGCUUUUAGAGACUUAUGGGGCAAUCAGCGACUACUGAAUGCUGUGGAACAAUUGGUUGGGCCAGAUAUAGCUGCGAGUACAGUGUGGAACUUGCGCACAAAGACACCCAAGAAUGAGGCUACUGUAGUUCCCUGGCAUCAAGAUAGUGCCUACUUUGAUAACCAGUCUUACAAUUGCCACGUGGUUACUGCUUGGAUACCGUUUCUUGAUGCAAAUGAGGCUAACGGAUGCAUGCAGGUUGCAAGGGGAGGGCACAAACUUGGGAAGGUUGCCAGACAUGAAUGCUGCGCUGGUCCAACAUGGUACGUCAUGCUGGAUGAUGAGACCAUGAGUAAAACAUUGAAUGUGGACUUGGAGAACGAUAUUAUCACAUGCCCAGUGCCUUAUGGUGGAAUGCUGCUCAUAAACAACAUGAUUCCACAUCGAAGUUUGACCAAUGUGUCUAAUGAUAUCCGCUGGAGUGUGGAUUUACGCUGGCAGAAAGUUGGAUCGCCCGACUGUUUAUGGGGGAUAAAACAACCCCUAACUUUGAGAACUGCUGCAAACCCUAACAUGAAACCAGACUGGGCUGCAUAUGAGGCUGAAGAUAGAACAGAGGUGCAGACUACUUCCAUGGGAGUGAAAAUGGAUGAGUUUGAUACAACAAUAGCUGGGCCCUGGAUGAAAAAAUGGGAGCUAGUGCACCACAAUGAGCACACAAAGGCCUGGAUGGAACAGAACCCAGAUAACUGGAAAUUGGAGAACAAUUAAGAUAAAGUAAUACGGGAUAUAGUGAUACGGGAUAACUGCAAUAAAGCUGAAUAAUUUGAAAAAGCUUGAUACAUCAUAUCAGCAAAAGUCUGAUAAUUAAAAAAAACAAACACUGAAUAUGAUACAAGGAGGUGCAAUUAAGGUGAUUAACUGGGACUGUUUUAGUGAAUAUGUUGGC